AUGGUGUCCUACAACAAACCAAACCCACUUGCGACAUUCAUCAAGGAUGAUCUGGACUACUUUGCAACCUUGGAAGACGAGCUCUUUGACUGUGAAGAGUGCGUCGCAACGAGAAGAUCCGGCAGUAGCAUAAGCUUUUCGGAGGAUGUUGCGAUCCAAGAAGUUACUUGCAUCAGCGAUAUGGAGAUUAGCGAGAUUGAUAAUCUCUGGUACACACAGGAAGAUUUCACUACCAUGAAAGCAGAAUGCAGGCAGCUGGCCAAGUCUGCCAAGUCUGCCAGAAUCAAAGAAUCUGCCGACAUUUGCAUUCGAGGUUUGGAGGAGAAACUCAAUGGACGCAAAAAGAAGAUCAACCGAAGUGAAGCCAUUGGUGCAGUUCUUUGUGAACAAGACGCGCAAUUCAGCUAUGGCGAGCAAAAUCCAGAGGUGAUUGCACAAGUCUACCAAGAAUUUGCUUCUCACUGUCUUGAUGAAGCUGUUGAGCAAGCUCUUCGAGAUCAAGAAGCAGCUCUCGCGAUCCAUGAUCUUCCUUCAAAUUCUAGCUCAUUAUCAUCCCAAGGUGAUGGAUGCACGUCAAGUAUUCCGAGUCUUGGAAAGUUAGGAGGCCGAACAAUGCUCAUUGCAUAA
Messenger RNA from Cylindrotheca closterium, 627 nucleotides. The record is from the annotation of a GenBank genome assembly. Lineage: Eukaryota; Bacillariophyta; Bacillariophyceae; Bacillariales; Bacillariaceae.